CUAUAUUACACAGAAAUAUAUUUUCGGUUGUUUAGCGUAAACAUUCAGUAUACAUGGAUAUUUAUACGAUGCCAGUCAAUCUACAGACAUAUUAGUUGAUAACUAGGCGUGAAAUUUCCCCAUUUCGACCUUGUAUUGUGCAAGGAUCAAAAGUCGCUCAUCACCGUACAGAAAAAAUGGCAGCCAAAGAGAAACAUAAACAAAGUGAAAGCAUGGUAUAUGCAAUUAUCAACAAUAUACCUCCGGAUUACCAUUCCAAAGACAUCAGGAACUAUUUUUCACAGUUUAUUGAAACCCGUGGUUUUGAUUGUUUUCAUUUUCGUCAUAGGCCAGAAACACAAACGAUGAAAAUUCCGGAACAAGAGACUGAAGUGAAACAGUCGCCAUGUACCAGGGAUCCAGUAAGGAAGGGAACAACUUGUUGUGUUGUCCGGCUCAAAGCUGACAAGUUGUUGACACUUAUCAAAAUGUAUCACAGAAAACAUUGGCUGGACAGGAAUGGCGAUUCUAUCCCAAGUUAUUGCCAUAUAACUAAAAUUAAACUGACUGAAGACGGUGACCAACCGAGUGAAAAAAUUUACAAAACUAGAUCAGAAAUUAAACUAACUCCAUCUGACAGCAGAGACUUCACAUCAUCUGAUCUCCUGAGCUUGCCAGAGUUGCAUCCACCAGACAUCAUGCCAAAUGGAAAUGUUGGUACACCCACAAAGGACUUUCUCGAUUUUAUCAAAGAGUGUCCUCCACCGUCAGUGAUAAAGAAACUGGGGUUGUCCUUCCCCAAAACUCGCACCAACCGGAAAUAUGGUAGUGUUCCUUACGAGUAUACUGGCCCUAGGUCUUAUCGUAGUCAUGGUAACUCUGUAGAUGAGGAGGAAGCUGAUUGGACAGUUUACACGGGAGAGGGUCAUGAACUUGUCAGUGUUGAUGGGUCCUUAGGGAACGUGGAGGGGUCCACUUUGAUUCAGGAUGAGGAACAGAGGAAGGAUGGAGAAAAGGAGUUGUCAAGAAAGGAGAAGAAAGCAAGGAAGAAACUAGAGAGGAAGAAGACAAAGGAGCUGAUGGAUGAAAAGAUAGAGGAAAAAAUGAUGAUGCAGCAAGAUGAUUCAAAUGAGGACAAUGAUUCCUGCGAGGAAUGGGAGAGACACGAAGCCGUCGCUGACGACCCUGACAACCAGGAGAGACUGAAAGAGAGGCUGUUUGAGGAGGAGAUUGAACUUAAGUGGGAGAAGGGUGGCAGUGGGCUGGUGUUCUACACGGACGCCCAGUACUGGCAGGAGAAGGAGGGAGACUUUGACGAGCAGACGGCAGAUGACCUGAAUGUCGACAUGAGUGGUUAUUACGAGGAUGGGGCUGGGGACCUGGACGCCAGGGACUACAUCACCCUCCGUCAGGAUCAGCGGCGCCGCCAGGGCCUGGAAGAAACAGACCGGUUCUCUGUGGGCAUCGGGAAGUUUGAAAAACAUACGAAAGGCAUUGGACGGAAGGUGCUGGAACGUCAGGGUUGGCAGGAAGGACAGGGGCUGGGGAACACCAUCACUGGAAUAUCCGACGCCCUGGACAACGAUGGACAACACCCUCGGGACAAGAAGGGAUUUGGGUACCAUGGCGAGAAACUCAUCCGAUUCGGAGCUCAAAACACAAAGAGACAGUUCAUUCGGACGGAGACCUUGAUCACAACAAAGUAUGAUGAUCCAGAUGUUGUUGAUCCCCCAGAGAAGUUAUUGCGGAGGAACGACCACUAUGGACUGAAACACCGAACGGAGAACACCGAUUCUUGAUGACUUUGAUGAAGAUAGCAUUCUGUGAAAUAUUACUUGUUACACUGGUCAUACAGAUUUUUAUUUUAAUAAUAAAUUUUGUAUUUUGCUGUU
Molecule: messenger RNA, 1871 nt
Organism: Haliotis rubra (blacklip abalone)
Lineage: Eukaryota; Metazoa; Mollusca; Gastropoda; Lepetellida; Haliotidae
Product: G patch domain-containing protein 3-like
Biological process (GO): negative regulation of type I interferon production; negative regulation of RIG-I signaling pathway; positive regulation of DNA-templated transcription
Molecular function (GO): nucleic acid binding
Source: RefSeq, a predicted model, not a curated record